This is a messenger RNA of Diospyros lotus (date-plum), 1646 nucleotides long. RefSeq names its product rubisco accumulation factor 1.2, chloroplastic-like. Lineage: Eukaryota; Viridiplantae; Streptophyta; Magnoliopsida; Ericales; Ebenaceae. The coding region runs from base 165 to 1511 and encodes 448 amino acids. The record is from RefSeq and is a predicted model, not a curated record. Gene Ontology annotation, cellular component: chloroplast. The transcript has a single exon.
UUGUAAGUAAUUGAUUUGCGGGAGAAGAUAAGGCUCUGCUUAUCUUUUUGGAGUAGUAGUAGUAGUAGUAGUAGUAGUAGAAGAGGAAGAAGAAGACUGGAUCGAAUAGGAAGAAGAAAUCGACAUCCAUACCCAUCAUCAGAGGCGCAAAGCGGAGCGCCACCAUGCUCUCCCUCACUGCAGCAGUAAACGCUCCCAAGCCCUUCUCUCUCUCCUCAAAGCAAUCCAUCGUCCCCACCUUCCUCUCCUCCGCCGUCCUCCCCACCCACAAAGCCCCACCUCAUUCUUCGAUGUCCAUCUCGUCCCUUAUCAUCCCCCCCAAGUCCUCCAACCCUUCUCUUCAACAGCAGCAGCUCUACCAGCCAUUCCGGCCCCCUCCAUCCCCACUCCCCCCUAAAUACCGCUCCCUCGACACCAGCGCCCGCCUCGACGUCCUCGCCAACCGCCUUGGCCUCUGGUUCGAGUACGCCCCUCUCAUCUCCUCCCUCAUCCAGGAAGGCUUCACACCCUCCACCGUCGAGGAGCUCACCGGCAUCACCGGCGUCGAGCAGAACUGCCUCGUCGUCGCUGCCCAGGUCCGCGACUCCCUAAUCGAGUCCCAGAUCGACCCCGAAACCCUCUCCUUCUUCGAAACCGGCGGCUCCGAGCUCCUCUACGAGAUCCGCCUCCUCAGCGCCUCGCAGCGCGCCGCCGCCGCCCGCUUCGUCGUCCAGAACAAGCUCGACGCCAGGGGCGCCCAGGACCUCGCUCGGGCCAUGAAGGAUUUUCCCCGCCGGCGUGGCGACCGUGGUUGGGAGAGCUUCGAUUACGUUCUGCCGGCCGAUUGCUUGUCGUUUAUGUAUUACAGACAGGCGCAGGAGUACAGGAAUCCGUCGGAGCAGAGGACGGCCAUGCUCCGGCAGGCCUUGGAGGUAGCCGAAUCGGAGGCGGCGAGGAAUAAGGUGUUGCAGGAUCUGGAGGGCGUAGGCGGGGAGAGGGAGGCGGAGGGCGAAGGAGAGGAAAAGGGCGUCCGGGUGCCGGUGGUGAGGAUGAUGGUGGGGGAGGUGGCGGAGGCGACGUCGGUGGUGGUGUUGCCGGUGUGCAGGGCGGAGGAGAGGGAGGCGGAGCUGGAGGCGGCGCCGUGGGAGUGCGGGACGGAAGGGGAAUUUGGGGUGGUGGCGGCGGAGAAGGGGUGGAAUAGGUGGGUGGUGUUGCCGGGAUGGGAGCCUGUUGCGGGGCUGCAGAGAGGGGGAGUGGUUGUGGCAUUCCCGGACGCCAGGGCAUUGCCGUGGAGGUCGAACCGGUGGUACAAGGAGGAGCCCAUUUUGGUGGUGGCGGACAGGGGGAGGAAGGAAGUGGUGGCAGAUGAGGGGUUUUACCUGGUGGCGGAGAAGGGCUUGAGCUUGAAGGUGGAGAGGGGUUCGGCACUGAUAGAAAUCGGGGUGAAGGAGAGUUUGGGGACUGUGUUGCUGGUGGUGAGGCCACCGAGGGAAAAUACCGAUGAUCAACUGAGUGACGAAGAUUGGGAGUAAAAAUGAAGGGCAAAAAAAAAAACAAAUCGUCUGAGAGAGAGAGAGUCUUUUUUGUGUUUGAUUAAUAAUUCUGAUUGGAUUGGAUUCAAUGCCAAUUGGAGUGAUCUUUGCUUAAUAAUAUGUUGAAAUUACGAA